AUGAUUCUAAUAAUCGGCGCAGGCAUCUCAGGCCUAAUCCUCGCCCAGUACCUCCAUUCGCAGAGCAUCCCAUUCAAGAUCUUCGACCGUGACUCCGCCCUCGACGCUCGAACCGGCGGCUGGGGACUGACACUGCACUGGGCACUCCUGCACUCCGCACCCUUCUCCCCGCCGAGAUCGUCGAUCGGUUCCCCGAGACCGUUGUUUGAUGUCCCGGCUGAGGAGAGGAUACGGGUUAAUCGGGGGAGGUUGAGGGAACUGCUUACCACGGGGUUGGAUGUUAAGUGGAAUAAGACGUUACGCGAGAUUUGGUCAGACGAGAAGGGUGUCACGGCGGUCUUUGAGGAUGGGGAAAAGUAUAUCGGUGAGCUGCUGGUCGCGUGCGACGGGGCACGGUCUGUUGCGCGAUCAAUUUUGUAUCCCGAUGCGAAAAUGAACCCAUUACCUGUGCAGCUGCUCGGUGCUUCAACGUUAUAUUCCGCAGAAGAAAUGGGUGGCGUGCAAAACAUCGACCCGUUCAUAUUCCAGGGAUCGCAUCCUGAGACGGAUGUUUUUCUUUUCUUUAGUUUCCUCGAUACACCCUCCAACUUCAACGAAAGCAGUCGCGACCGAUACCACGUGCAGAUCAUCAUAUCCUGGGCCGAUAGCAAGGGCAUUGCCGUGCCGAAAGAGAACGUCGAUCGCAUCGCGCUCAUGAAGAGUCUUUCGGAGAAUUGGUCUGAGCCGUUUCGGUCACUCGUGCACAAGUUACCACCUGAUGCAGAGGCGCGAUCGAUUCGCAUUGAGGAUUGGAUGUUCGCUCCUGGACGACCGAAUUUGCAUCCCAGGGUUACGCUUAUGGGUGAUGCUGCACAUACUAUGACGAUGUUCCGCGGCGAAGGAGCGAAUAACGCCAUCGUUGAUGUGUUGGAUUUAGUGAAGAAUGUUGAUUUCCGGAAUGAGAGUUGCUUCGACUCCGAGGUGUUGGCUACUUCGUUGGAGAAGUAUGAAAAGGAGAUCUUUAAGCGCGUCGAGCCGAGUUUCCUGGCGUCGAGGCAGGCUUGUUUGGAUGCGCAUGAUUUUGGGAGGAUUGAGGGGAGUCCGCUUGUGCAGGCGAGGGUUUUGAGGGAGGAUUCUUGA
This is a messenger RNA of Penicillium argentinense, 1119 nucleotides long. RefSeq names its product FAD-dependent oxidoreductase. The coding region runs from base 1 to 1119 and encodes 372 amino acids. NCBI's taxonomy places the organism in Eukaryota, Fungi, Ascomycota, Eurotiomycetes, Eurotiales, Aspergillaceae. The record is from RefSeq and is a predicted model, not a curated record. The transcript has 6 exons. Gene Ontology annotation, molecular function: FAD binding.